Molecule: messenger RNA, 1182 nt
Organism: Rotaria sp. Silwood2
Lineage: Eukaryota; Metazoa; Rotifera; Eurotatoria; Philodinida; Philodinidae
Source: the annotation of a GenBank genome assembly
AUGUACGGAAAAAAUAAAACUCUCAAUGCUCCAUCUGAUAUUCAUGCGAAAGAAAAAUUAAAUCUCUAUGUUUAUGAAUAUUUGUAUCAUAUUGGUGCAGCAAAAGCUGCUCAGGGAUUUUGUGCGGAUAUGAAAUGGGAACCAAAUAAAAUGUCACUUGGUGAACCACCCGGAUUUUUACUUAGUUGGUGGUGUGCUGCACCAGAACGUCGAGAUCAACAUCCACAUUCAGAAGAAGCUAAAGCUUUUCAUGAUUAUGGAUUUAUUAAUGCGAAUGGCAUGCCUCCUCAACCUAAUACAAAUCCGAAUGGUCCACCACCAAUGCCAAUGAAUGUAAAUGAAGGAAUGCAUAAUCCAAAUGUUCCAUUUUUUUCUCCAUCGGGACAACCAAUGAUGAAUCAGUAUCCACGUUAUCCAAAUGCUCCACCACGCUCACUUGUUCGAAUGCCACCACAACCUGAUUAUCCCGGUGGACCAAUUAUGCCACCACAAAUGGAUAGUGGUCGAAACGGCCUACGAAUGACAUCUCCGGGUGCUCGAAUGCCAUCAAAUCCAAUCGGUCAUCCGGGUCCUGGUGGAUCAUUACCAAAUGCAUAUCGACCUCAAGUUAUGUCACCAUCAAUCAAUCAACCUGGACCAAGAAUGCAUAUUACAAAUUCACCAGGAGUUGGUUAUUCUUCAUCAUCACCUGUUCCUUAUGGAACUCCUUGUCCAACAGGUCAUGCACCAACGACACCAACAAUGAUGCCAAGUCCACAAGGUUUGUAUAAAGAAGAAGAAUAUAUGCGUAUUUUUCUUUUUCGUGUUAUCUUCUAUUUAGAUUCAAAUAGUGGAGAAAUGCAACCAUAUGGUAUGCGAAAUAUACCGACCGGUAUGGGCCAUGGACCAAAUCCAAUGUAUCAUGAUCCACAUCUAACGCAUAUGCCACCUGAUAUGACACAUCAUGGUUCCAUAAAUGGUGAUUAUGACCAACAAAUGAAACAAUCACCUAAUCAACAAUCACAAACUCAGCCACCACCACCACCUGAUGUGGCAAAUUAUAAUUAUUCAGAAGAUCCUAGCAAUGAUACAAAUGCUAUAUUAAAACUAAAAGAAUCCAUGCAAGAAGAAGUUAAAAAAUUUGAUAAAACACCUAAUAGUUCACAUAAUGACGAUUAUAAUCAUUUUGGUUCAACUGGUUAA